Closterium sp. Naga37s-1 is the source of this 1575-nucleotide messenger RNA. Lineage: Eukaryota; Viridiplantae; Streptophyta; Zygnematophyceae; Desmidiales; Closteriaceae. The record is from the annotation of a GenBank genome assembly.
UGGACUUCUCGUGACGCUACUGCCGCUCUUGCUGUCCGUAGUCACGUUCCGCUAGACCAGCGCACCCAUUUGUGCCAGCUUAAGACGGCCAAGGCACUUUAUGACGCUGUAAUCAAGCGCUACUCCUCCCCGUCUUCUGCCACUGUAGGCCAUCUGGCGCUGCCGUUCCUCUUUCCUGAGCUGUCAGACUUCACCACUGUAGCUGACCUCCUGACUCACCUGCGCUCCCUUGACACCCGCUACCGAGCCGCUCUCAAGCCCGCCUUUCUGGCUGUGAACAAGCCCCCCAUGUAUCUCACCCUUUACUUUCUCACGACCCGCCUCCCUGACUCCCUUCGUGCUGUUCGCGACCACUUUCUCGCUCUAGACCCCACGAAGAUCACCCUAGCUUUGUUUGAGUCCCGUCUCUUAGAGGCUGAGUCCGCUGCCCUAGCUGUCGCUGCCUCCCGUGGCACUCCCCUCCCCUCUAUCUUUGAGGGGUGCUCCCCCUCCCUGCUUGUGCCGUUUGUUGCCUCUGCUGCUGCUGUGGACUUCCUUUGUGCUGAGGAGGUCGGUGCUGCGUCUGCUCCUAGUGGGAGGCGCCGCAGCGGCAAGGGCAAGGGUGGCAAGGGUGGGGGUGGUGGGGAUGGUGGGGGUGGUGGGGGUAGCGGUGGUGGUGGCGGGGGUGGUGGUGGUGGGGGAGGAGGAGGUGGCGGCGGCAGUGGAGGAGGAGGGGGUGGUGGGAGCAGUGGGGGUGGUGGAGGGGGUGGGGGUGGCACUCGAGGUGGAGCUGGCGGAGGAGGAGCUGGAGGUUCGGCCACUCGUACUGCUGCGUCUGGUGGUGCAGCGGGUGGUGGCGGUGGCUCUGGGGGUGGUCAGCAGCAGCAGCUGAGUCGACAGGUGCCGCUCUCGUCCCAGGAGCUUCGUGAGUGGGCGGUCCGGCGUGGCAGCUCCGGUGGCCCAGCUCGCUGCCCGUACGUCCGCCGCACAGGUCAGCCUGGAGCGACUUGCGGCCGCACAGACCACACAGAGCCUCGCUGCUUCUUUCGCCUCGACGACCAGUAUCGUGCGGAGCAUGGUGAGCAGCUGAAGACCCCGGACUGGCCCCUGCCACCACUUCCGAGGUCGCUUGCACCGCCGUGCCUUCCCUGCGUCGAGGGACGGCAGCGCGCUGCUCCUUACUCCUCUGAGUUUCCUCCGACCACUGCUCCUCUGCAGACCCUCCACAUGGACGUGUGGGGCCCCGCCCGCGUCACUGGACAGGGCGGCGAGCGCUACUUUCUGCUGGUUUUUGACGACUACACGCGCUACACCACGGUCUUCGCCUUGCAGAGCAAGGCGGAUUUCCGUAGUGUCCUGAUCCGCUGGAUCCGUGCUUCGUUCACGCUUCCGGCCUCUCCACAGCAGAAUGGGAUUGCAGAGCGCCGCAUUGGCUUGGUCAUGGAGGUUGCUCGCACCUCCAUGAUCCAUGCGGCUGCUUCCCAUUUUCUGUGGCCGUUUGCGGUCCGAUACGCCGUGCACCAGCUCAACCUCUGGCCCCGUGUCUCCCACCCGGAGACCUCCCCUACUCUGCGGUGGACGGGAGAGGUUGGUUGA